This is a messenger RNA of Vittaforma corneae ATCC 50505, 1068 nucleotides long. RefSeq names its product CMGC/CDK/CRK7 protein kinase. Gene Ontology annotation, biological process: positive regulation of transcription elongation by RNA polymerase II; protein phosphorylation. Gene Ontology annotation, molecular function: ATP binding; cyclin-dependent protein serine/threonine kinase activity; RNA polymerase II CTD heptapeptide repeat kinase activity. Gene Ontology annotation, cellular component: nucleus; cyclin-dependent protein kinase holoenzyme complex. The transcript has a single exon. Lineage: Eukaryota; Fungi; Microsporidia; Nosematidae. The record is from RefSeq and is a predicted model, not a curated record. The coding region runs from base 1 to 1068 and encodes 355 amino acids.
AUGGUCAUCCAAAGAAGAGGAGACGAUAGCUGCAACAGAAGGAUAACAGUAUGCAACUAUCCCAUUAGGGACAUCGACGAAGUAGGCUCUGGAACAUUUGGAAAAGUCUACAAGAUGGAUCGUGACGGAAAGACCUUCGCUGUGAAGAAAUUUACAUACUCAAACAGCGAUGCUCUCCAUAUUACAACACUGAGGGAAAUAAAGGCUUUGAGAGCAAUCCACAGCAAAUAUGUCCUGAAAAUAAACAAAAUACUGGUAAAUUCGUAUGUGAUACAUUUAAUAUUCCCCUACUACCAAUAUGAUCUUUACAAGUUGCUGGGUGUUGAAAACUUUACACUGGGAGAGAUCAAGCACAUAUUCUGGCAAAUUUUGAAGGGAGUUGAGUCAAUACACAGCAGUGGAUACUUACACAGAGACCUCAAGACUGCAAACAUACUGAUAAAUCGGCGCUCCAGGGGCGAUUUGUCCGCAAGAGGCUGCGAUGGCAGAUACAUCGACAACCAUAAGAACUUUGAUGGAUAUAGGAACUAUGGUGGUUACAAUGGUAGCAAAGAUAGUAGCUUCAAAAGGACAAGGAUCGAGGAGAAAUCUGGUGAGGAAUACCCAGGCACACCUUCUGGGUACGAGGCCUGCAUCUGUGACUUUGGAAUGUCGAGAAUACAUGGGAUAGACAUGUCGCCAGGUGUUGUCACACUGUGGUACAGACCACCGGAGAUUCUCCUGGGGUCAUCUUCGUAUUCUAGGUCUGCAGAUGUUUGGUCUCUUGGAUGCAUUCUGCUUGAAUUCUUCAACAAAAAGCCAAUAUUCAAGGCCAAUGCUGACAUUGAUGAGCUGUACAUGAUAAUUGAACUCUGCGGAAGUAUACACGAGGAAUCCUUUCCCGGAUGUGCCAAGCUGCCACUGUUUAGCAAAUACAAACUGAAAGAGGGUACACGAUGUAUACACGAAAGGUUCUCGCAGCAUUGCAAAGAGGCGGCUGAUUUAGCCGACAAGAUGCUUAAGCUAGAUCCAAAUGAAAGAGUGUCUAUCCAAAGCUGCCUUGGCCAUCCAUUUUUUACCUCAAUGUAA